ACACACACACACACAAAAAAAAAAAAAAAAAAAAAAACUGUUUUUCCGUCAAAAAUGGCACAAACCAACAACAACCUCGUAAUAACAAUAAUAACCAUAAUGUUCUCCGCCGCAUUAAUCCAGUCAGCCCACCACAGCGGAGCUCCGGCGCCGGCAGCAGACUGUUCAACAGUGAUACUAAACAUGGCUGACUGUCUGUCAUUUGUGACAGCAGGAAGUACUGUUGUGAAACCAGAAGGAACAUGUUGUUCAGGGUUGAAAUCUGUGUUGAAAACAGAUGCAGAGUGUUUGUGUGAAGCUUUUAAAAACAGUGCUCAAUUGGGUAUUCAGCUGAAUGUUACCAAAGCCAUGUCUUUGCCUUCUGCUUGUAAAGUUAAAGCUCCAUCUGUUUCUAACUGUGGAAUGAGUCUUGGGACUGGUACUGCUCCUGUUCAAUCACCAAUGGCGAUGGGCAUGGCUCCAGGAAUGGCAUUUGGACCAUCAAUGGCUGCUGCUCCUACACCGGCUUCCCAAAAUUCUGGUUCAAAUGGGCUAGCUAUGUCAUAUGUCUCUGUUUUUCUCAGUAUGCUAUUAUCUGUUUAUUUCUAUUCCUACUGAGCAUAGUGGUUGAAAGUGAUAAAUUUUUUGAAAGGUGAAGCUGUGGGAUUAUGCACACGUAUGUAGUACUUAGAUGUGCUAAAUAUGUCUUCUAUUAGGAGAUUGCUAUCGUAUUAAUGUAUCUUGAAUCUUUGAUGUGCUACGGCCAUUUUAUUAGUAUACGACUUUCUUGUGUGAUUUAA
This is a messenger RNA of Erigeron canadensis, 779 nucleotides long. RefSeq names its product non-specific lipid transfer protein GPI-anchored 31-like. Gene Ontology annotation, biological process: lipid transport. The transcript has 3 exons. Lineage: Eukaryota; Viridiplantae; Streptophyta; Magnoliopsida; Asterales; Asteraceae. The record is from RefSeq and is a predicted model, not a curated record. Gene Ontology annotation, molecular function: lipid binding. The coding region runs from base 55 to 597 and encodes 180 amino acids.